Molecule: messenger RNA, 1551 nt
Organism: Limanda limanda (common dab)
Lineage: Eukaryota; Metazoa; Chordata; Actinopteri; Pleuronectiformes; Pleuronectidae
Product: paired box protein Pax-7-like
Exons: 9
Coding region: 1-1551 (516 amino acids)
Biological process (GO): regulation of transcription by RNA polymerase II; anatomical structure development
Molecular function (GO): RNA polymerase II cis-regulatory region sequence-specific DNA binding; DNA-binding transcription factor activity, RNA polymerase II-specific
Source: RefSeq, a predicted model, not a curated record
AUGUCGUCUUUGCCAGGAACGGUACCGCGGAUGAUGCGCCCGGCUCCCGGACAGAACUAUCCCCGCACUGGAUUCCCUCUGGAAGUGUCCACUCCUCUGGGCCAGGGACGUGUCAACCAGCUCGGAGGGGUCUUUAUCAACGGCCGCCCGCUACCCAACCACAUCCGACACAAGAUCGUGGAGAUGGCCCAUCACGGGAUCCGGCCCUGCGUCAUCUCCCGCCAGUUGCGCGUCUCCCACGGCUGCGUCUCCAAGAUUCUGUGCCGCUACCAGGAGACCGGUUCCAUCCGGCCCGGAGCUAUCGGAGGCAGCAAGCCCAGGCAGGGAGCCACGCCGGACGUUGAAAAGCGGAUAGAGGAGUACAAGCGGGACAACCCCGGAAUGUUCAGCUGGGAGAUCAGGGAUAAACUGCUGAAGGACGGAGUGUGUGACAGAAGCACAGUCCCUUCAGGUGAGGCCUCCCCUGUGAGUUCAAUCAGCCGUGUGCUUCGAGCUCGCUUUGGGAAGAAGGACGAGGAGGAUGAAUGUGAUAAAAAGGAUGAAGAUGGGGAGAAGAAAACGAAACACAGUAUCGACGGUAUUCUCGGGGACAAAGGUAGUCGGAUGGAUGAAGUGUCUGAUGUAGAGUCAGAGCCUGACCUCCCUCUGAAGAGGAAGCAGCGAAGGAGUCGCACCACGUUCACAGCGGAGCAGCUGGAGGAGCUGGAAAAGGCUUUUGAAAGAACCCACUACCCUGACAUCUAUACCAGGGAAGAGCUAGCCCAGAGGACCAAAUUGACUGAGGCCAGGGUCCAGGUCUGGUUCAGCAACCGAAGAGCCAGAUGGCGAAAACAAGCAGGAGCCAAUCAGCUAGCAGCAUUCAACCAUCUGUUGCCAGGUGGAUUUCCUCCUACAGGGAUGCCAACACUUCAGACUUACCAGCUUCCAGAAUCUAGCUACCAAACCAACAGUCUGUCUCAAGAUGGUAUUGGUACAGUUCACCGUCCCCAGCCGUUACCUCCAUCCACCAUGCACCAGAGUAGUCUGUCUAGCACUGACAGCAGCUCCGCCUACGGUCUGGCCUCAAACCGCCACAGCUUCUCCACCUACUCUGACACUUUUAUGACCUCCGCAGCACCAAGCAGCCACAUCAACCCUGUCAGCAAUGGACUCGCCCCACAGGUGAUGAGCAUUCUGAGUAACCCAAGUGGAGUCUCCUCACAGCCACAACACGACUUCUCCAUUUCACCGCUCCAUAGCGCCCUGGACUCCUCUCCAUCCAACGUAAUCUCAGGCAGCUGCAGCCAGCGUUCAGCCGAGGCCUCUAUUAAGACGGUGGACAGCCUUCCCUCAUCCCAGUCCUACUGCCCUCCCACAUACAGCACCACCAGCUACAGCAUGGACUCAGCUGUGGCAGCUGCCGGCUACCAGUACAGUCAGUAUGGCCAGAGUGAGUCUGCUGUGGAUUACCUGGCAAAGAACGUCAGCCUGUCCAGUCAGCGCAGGAUGAAGCUGGCCGACCACACAGCUGUACUGGGACUGCUGCAGGUCGAGACUGGCCAGGCCUACUAG